AUGAUCAUGUGCUCGAGAAGCAACUCGUUCCAGAAGGUUGAGGAUCUCGCCGUCAAUCUCGUCAACGCGCUUAAGCCUGGCGGCUGGACGUUGGGUACUGCACCGGCUCUGGCCUUCAUGGCUCAUAGCCUGGGGGGGAUCCUGCUGAAACAGACAUUUGUCAUGCUUGCUGGCAGUGGGGGGAGCGAAGACAAGAUUUUGGCCAAGACAACAGGUGCUCUCUUCUUCGGCGUCCCCAGCCAGGGGAUGGAGACCUCUGACAUCAGUGCGCUGCUCGGUCACCAGCCCAACAUCCACGCUCUUGUCAGUGAGCUCUCUGUGGAUUCACAAUUCUUGCUUCAACUGGAGAGACAAGUUUCUGGCCUGUCACAUGUUCGCCGGAUGAAAUUUUUCUGGGCCUAUGAGACCCAGACAACUCCUACGCUUACGCAAGUCUCAGGCAAUUUCCAGAGGAACGGAAUGGAGAAGAUUCUGGUAUCGAGGAUCUCUGCGACAUGUGGCCGAUGCGACUCUGAUUCUGCCUCAACCAUUCAGAUUGAUGCGAAUCAUUCCAAUAUAGUCAAGUUCUCCCGGGGAAGCCACGCUAUCCCUCUUGUCACAGACAAGUUACGGGAAAUACUUGCUCAUCGGCUUGAGCGUCACCCAGAGCUAUCUAAACCCCAUUAUCCUGUUCUUUCAUCGGAUGCCUUGAUGCAGGCUGCAUACAAAAGGAUUGGUUUGGGCUCGUCAGAUGAGCUCAUUGAUGGAGGAGUUGCCGGGACGGAUCUUGGAGAACUUUCAGAUCCAGCAUCAUCUCCAGACUUUUGGAAUAUUAAAGCUAUCAUUAGAUCCAUCCGACCCUCCCAGAGAGAUGAUAGGCUCCAUCAAAUCGAAGCGAGAGCGGGAUGUUCUUUUGAAUGGGCCUUCAACCGAAGUGAUAUUGGGCUAACGACAUGGCUUCAGAAAGGGACGGGACUAUUCUGGAUCAGCGGCCGUCCCGCUUCUGGGAAGAGCACGAUGAUGAAAUUCAUCAGCAAUGACGAGCGCACGUGGAGGCUUCUGCGUGAUUGGCAAAGUCGUAGUCACCAGGUCCAGGCCAGUUUCUUCUUCCACCACCGAGGCACCGCAGCGCAAAAGUCUUUUGAAGGACUUAUGCGCAGCAUCCUGAGCCAGUUACUGGAGAGGGAUCCUGACAUAGUUGGCAUGAUUCUCCCACUGGUUCAGGACCUCUAUCAGCAGCGGCUGAAAGCACAGAACCUCGAAAGUCUUCCCUGCGAUCUGACGCGGCGGAUCAAGAUCGCUGAUACGAGGAACAGCAUUGGCUUUUGCACAAAGCCGAAGGAACGGGCGAGAAAAUCCGCAGCUGUCCUACUGUGCGACUUUCCUCUUCGAGAGUUUCGCAGACUGGUACGAACGCCUAUGGACGGAGAUGGACCUGUUUGGGACGCUCUGGAGGACGGGAUCCUCUGCCGCAAGGAUGAGAUCUUGUCAACCGAGGGCAAAGUCAGCGAACUUCGAAAAUUGAAGCCACGCAUCUACCCAGAGGACUGGAGGGAGGCAAAAAUAGAUCGCUAUCUAUCUCUAACAUCGAGUUGGUGCGACACUGUUGACCUCCGUUCCAAGUUGAGAGACCUCCGUGCAACACCCGGGUCUUCGAAGGCUGGGCACCCUGAUGACGAUGACGAAUGGGUCCAACACCAAUGUGCCGGAAUAACUUCACGACAGCGCGCCCGUGAGCAGAUCCGAUUCAAACUCGAAACUGAGAGAUGGCCAGAUAGUCUCGUAAGCAAAGCAAUCAACACAAUCAUGGAGCAGAAGGCCAUCGAUCUGGACAUCUUUCUUUUCAUCGACGCCGUGGACGAAUAUGAUGGCCCCACCGACUUUAUUGCCGGCUUUCUCCAUGAUCUUGUGAAGCAAAGAGAUAAUUCUCGGACUCGGACAAAGGUCCUCUUCUCCAGCCGACCUUGGAAGGUUUUCGUUGAAGCUUUUGGCUCUUGCCCAGGGUUUCAAAUCCACUGUCACACCGAAAAUGAUGUACGAGAACUCUGCGCACACAACCUCAGCCUAUCUACACCAGGCUGCCACGAGAUCUUCCAAUUGACAGGCGAGAUAGUGCGAAGGGCCAAAGGUGUUUUCCUGUGGGUCAAGCUGGUCUUGCACGACCUUGCCGCCUAUGCAAGAAGGCGCCUCGAGGCCGGGCGAGUACAGGACCUUCGGCGCGAACUUCUCGACGAGCUACAAUCGCUUCCGGGAGAUUUAGCCGACUACUAUGAGACUAUUGUGGGCAGAAUACCGCCGACUUUCAGGUGGGAGGCAUACUGUCUCCUCGAAUCCGUGGCAAGAUCGAUCGAGCCCAUCCCCAGUCGUGAAGCGGAGAAGCUGGUGAAGUGUGCGAACAUGGACGCGUUCACAGACGGACACAGCGAGUUGCAAGGCGCCGCCAGGGGCCGGGCCUGGGAUAGGAGCCACGUUGGGGAAAUCACAGGGGGCCUGAUUGAGGAGAUUGUUGGCGACCCUUCGCGCAGCGGAGAACCUCGAGUUAUACUUCAGUUCAUACACCAGACCGUGCUUGAGUUUGUCAAACAGCCUGCAUUCAAGUAUAUGAUCCUAGGGGCGGUAGGACACACGACGGAGGAGAACGGCCAUUCUUUCCUCGUCAAGUACCUUCUCAAUCGCGGUAAACUCGAAGUCUCUCCGACCAUUCUUUGGCAUGCUCGCGAAGCGGAGAGAUCAACUGGAGUCAGUCAGCUCAGCUUACUGCAAGGAGAAUUGAUGAUCAGGGAGCUAGGGUUGCUCACCUCCCCCGCGAUUCUGGCAGUCACAGGGAAGCUCGACCUCCUGAUCAACCAGAUACUCCAAAGAGACGAGAGGGCAUUCGCCAAAGGCUCUGAUUCCUUUCUCUCGUGUAUCGCAUGGGCGUUCAAUUGCAAGGUCCUCACGCUUGAUGAGGCGAUCGCAAUGCUUCAUUUCAUCGCGGAGCACGGGUUCAGGGUCGAAUGCGAUGUGCGCGGGCUUAGGCUAAUCGAUCUCCUUUCUCGCCGGGACAUCCCUGAGAACAAGGAGCUGCACAAAGCUGCCCUGGAGGGCUGCAGGGCGCUGGACAUGAGAGUGAUGGACCUGCAGUCACCAGACCAUUGGGGCCACAUUAUUCAUUACAGCGGUGCAAUGACGGCGCGAUACCUCCUUGACCAGGGCGUGGAUCCGAAUUCAUUGGAUUCUCGAGGCUGGACACCUUUAGACCACGUUGUGGACUGGCCGUAUCAGCUUGGAGCGCCCUUGGGGUUGAUUACUGACACGACAAAUCCCUUUUGGUCGGCAGGCGGUGCGGAGGACUCGGGCAACUAUAUCAAAGAGACAUUUGAGAUGUGUGUGCUACUGGUUGAAGCAGGCGGCCUGCUUAACAAAGUACCGCGGGAUACAUGGGCCAGGGUUGUUGCUGACUUUCGGAAGCACGGAUAUUACGUUCAAGUGUUCCGAAGAUACAACUUUCCAAAGUACCUAUCCUCAAAUCACAGGGGAUCCCUUGGCGCUCCAGGGACAAACCUGAAGGCCCGGUGGGAAAGACUGACAGGCAAGAUUAAAAGACAUGCUGGGUAG
This is a messenger RNA of Thyridium curvatum, 3576 nucleotides long. RefSeq lists its product as uncharacterized. The transcript is spliced from 4 exons. Lineage: Eukaryota; Fungi; Ascomycota; Sordariomycetes; Thyridiales; Thyridiaceae. Bases 1 to 3576 code for a protein of 1191 amino acids. The record is from RefSeq and is a predicted model, not a curated record.